AUGGGCCCGAAUGGCGAGCCAUCGUCUAAACUGUCAGAGAGAAAGAAGGACGCGCUGGCGCAGGCGGGAAGGCGGAAGCUUGAGGAGUUCAGGCAGCGGAAACGAGCCGCUGUGGCGUGUACAGGGACAGGAGCCAAUGAUAUGCAACAAGAACACGGCACACGCGAUCGGGUGUGCAGACAAGCAACCGUUUCCAGGCGUGUAGCUGGGGAUCGACACGCGAACAAGAAGGUUAUGGGGCUCGCAGAGCAGUCAUGCGAUCGCUGCUGGAGUGCUGGAGAUAUACCAACGCAGGAGAGCAUAGUGCUUUCGAGGAGCUGUAGUGCAACCAGUGCUAGCUGCAGCAGUUUUGAUCCCGAGGGUUCAUCUGAGGAGGCAUUUCCUGGUAAGGGGACUGCUCUCGAAGAGUUCCGCAAAAAGAAAGCGGCAGCGGCAGCAGGGGCGUCUGCGUCUUCCCGAUCAGCAUCUUCAACUACAGCUAAACCAGCAGCCAAACCCAUUUCUGCAGUAAAUCCCCCUCUAUCACAGCAGCCGGUGCCAUCUCGCACAACAGCCGCUGCUCCUCCCGCUAUAGGCCCUCCCGCGUUUCAAUCACAACCACAUUCCUUCGCUCCGACCGCUCUAACAAGACCGAUGGCGCAGCCUGGCUUAGCCCAAGCUCCGGCAGCCUUACCCACGUUUAGAUCCGCCAACUUCGGAUCUCCUCUCACUCCCUUCUGGCAGCAAUCUCAGCCGUCGAUUUCAGCCGCUAACGGCCUCCCUCAUCCUCCGGGGGCCCCAGGUUCUGACGCAGCCAAUGCCGCCGCUCCACCUGUACCGUCGUCCGGGUUUCCCGCUGGGUCUGUCGCCUCGAGGCCGGCUGGAGCGAUGCAGCCGCUCCCGUUUGCGGCGAAGGGACCUCUGGUAACCUUCGCGAAACCAAGCGGGGUUACAGGUCCCGGUCCCGGUGGAGCACCCCCCGCUUCCGCGCUUUUUUCCGGAUCAAGGGGUCCCGCUCAGCCUUCCCUCGCGCGGACGUUUUCCCCCCCGCGCGAGCCUUCUUUUCCCGCGCAACCCGCCUCCCGAUCCGGUCUUGCGCCAGCCCAGCGCGUUGCCCCUCCGCUCGCGCGCACCUUUUCCCCACCCGCGGAAGCGUCUCAAGCGCAGAAGUCCGCCGGUGCGCCUCCGCCUGCCUUCCUUGGCGCGCCAAGCCACGCACUUUCCGCCACCGCAGCCGGUGCGCCUAACGCCGCCAAGCCUUCCCUUCUUCGCCCCGCGCCUGAUGCGCAGCCCUCCCGCGCAUCCCCUCCGCCACCCGCCUUCUCCGCGCCCCCGCCAGUGAAGGUCGGGGGAGGCGCAGACGGCGCACGGCCCCGCCCGGAUUGGAUGGGGGGAGGCUCGAGUCAAGGCAGGGCCGCACUUGCCGCCGGAAUAGGAGCUGGUAGCAGCACGGACAAGAGGGAUGGAGGGGCGGACAGAGACGCAGAGUUACAGAGCAGCGGCGGGCGGAAGGAUAAGGAGGAGGCCGAGGCGAUUACGCGUGACCUGCUCGCCUAUGAGGUGCUGUCACCUGCCGAUAGCGAAUCCAGGCUGCAGCAGGGUCGGCCAGCAGAAGAUUCAAAGGAAGCAGAGAACGAGGCGCACAAUAGACCUGCAGAGGAUUCGCCGCCGGAAGCGAGUAUAGGGAAAUUGCAUGGCAGUGUUGGCACUACAGGUGGUGCUGCUAACGCUGCUGAAUCGUCUGACCCAUCCACUCCCUCAGCCAGCUCAGCGUCUACCUCCCAUGACUCCUUUCAAGGUGCAUCUGCCUCUGCUCUGCCUCUCACUGCUCCUCCUUCUGCCUCUUCUCUUCCUCCUCCUCCUGUGUUACCGACCUUCUUCAACCCUUCAGCACCUUCCGCUGCAGUCCCCAGGCCUGUGGCGAAGCCUGCUCGUGCGUCCUUUCUCCCCUCCGCCUACACCUCCCCGCUCCCCUCCUCCUCCGCUGCCUCCCCUUCCCCCUCCGUCUUCAUCCCCUCCCGCGCGCCCCACCUCUCUGCCCCAGCUCCCGCGAUAGCUGAUGUCAACUCCCCCGUUGCCUCCCUGGUGACGUCAGUCCCAGCCCCCACCAGCCAGUCCCCUGCUGCCCCGGGUCAAGAGGAUACUGGCGAUUCAGACGCCUGCUCAAGUCCUGACUUUUCAUCCAUUCCUGCCGCACAUGGUUCUGAGUCGCUGCGGUUUGCAGCGUCUAGAGGCGCAGAUACAGGUCAAGCGAGCGCUCCUUCUGAUAACCCUCCAUCUGCAUCUGAGUCUGCUUCCGUGCACAGCCAGAAGGAAGACACUCACGAGCAUUCACGAGGCAAUGGUGAUGCCUUCGCGGGUAGUGAACCGGUUUCUCCUAAGGCGCUGCCCCAAGAGGAGUCUUCCGUUGCUGAGAAGCUGAAAUCGCCUGAGAGACCCAAGGGUUCUGCCUUCGCGCGACUGUUCUCCGCUGCUCUUUCCCCGGCCCGGGGAAUGAUGAGGGGCGACGGCGGCAGGGGCAGAGGGAGUGGGAUUGACGCUAGGGUUUCGGAGGGUGAGGAGCAGGGGGGACAGGGAGGCUCUCUGGAGGGGUUGAGGGAGGAGGUGGAUAAUCAAGGAGCAGCGUUAGGGAGUGUGGAUGAAGGAGGGGAUGGAGGAGUAGCGGGAGCAGCAGACGGGGUAGGGGUUUCUAGCCAGGAGGCAGUGAGGCAAGGGCAGGUUCGUACUGGGAGUGAAGCGAGCCGGCAUGAGCUGGAGCAAGAGGGGCGUGAGCCUGCAAAGGGUGGUGAUUUGCGGGGACAGGAAGCAGGGGAGGAGGCGCAGGAGAGAGCGGGAGCAGCGGAAAGCGCGCGAGAGGCCGAGAAAGGGGAGGAGGGAGAGGUGGGCGGCGGGGGUGCGGAUGGUGAGGAGAGUGACGAGGUGGUUGGGCGGAAGAGCGAGGUCCAAAAAGGGGCGGAUGGGGGCCGUGACGGUUCGUCCCGCCGCCGGCCCAAGUCUAUUUCCUCCUGGUGGAAUAUCAUCGCCCCUGCUCCUAGAUCAGAGGAGAGAACAGGAGGAACGAAGGGUGCGGAGACAGGGAAUAGAGAGGAGCACAAGGAGGGACAGGAUGGGGAGGAGGAGGAAGAGGAUUGGGGCGGGGGUUUGCUGGCUGGCAAGGGGAACCUGGGAGGGCAGGGUCUAGGGGGAGGAAAGAGUUUGUCAGCGUCGGAUUUGGUCAACGUGGGGCAGGCUGUGAAAGGGGCGGGUGAUAUGAAGAUGGGGGUUGAUGAUAUGGCUGCAGGGAGGUGGCAGUCGUGGGGUGAUAGAGGGCAAGCCCAAGGCGUGCAUGGUGGGCAGGCGAAAGGUCUGCAAGGGAGGGAGUGGGAGGAGCGGGAAGAGAAGCAGGUGAAGGAUGGGGGUGCGAAGGGGGAGGCGGUAUCUGGGGCAAAGGGGGAGGUGGUGUCUGGGGCGGGUGCUGCAAGAGCAGAGGAGAAAGAGGAGGGGCGCAAGCAGGAAUCAAAAGGAGGGUUUUCAAGACCAUCGUGGUUGCGAGGGCUGAGGAAGCUUGCAUCUGCUGCCACUACUCCCUCCGCCUCCCCUCAGAGAGUCUUCCCUUCUCCCGACCUUGAUCCCUCCUCCACUUCCUCCUCGUCCUCCUCUUCCUCCUCCUCUUCCUCGUCUUCCUCUUCCUCCUCGUUCUCCACUUCCUCCUCUUCCUCCAGCACAAGCACUGUUACCAGUGUUACCACCUCCUCAUCUCCCUCCCUCUUCAACUCGCCUCUCAAACCAGCUGCACAGAAAGAGCUUUCUUUCCCUCGCCUCACUCCAUCCUCUCACCACCCCAGCCUUAACGACUCCCCUACCAAACCCUCCUCUCUCACCUCUCUUCCUCCCAGGCAGUCCUCUGACGAACGUCACCAGCCCUCCUCCUCCCUUGCCUCUGCAUCCUCGCUCCCUGCUUCCUCCUCCGCCCUUUCUCUUGACUCCCCUCACAAGGAAUCAUCCUUGAAUAAUCUCAACGACUCGCCUCGUGCCUCCUCCACUAUUCGCCCCUCCUCUCCCUUUCUCCCCUCCACCACUGCCACUCCCUCCUCCUCUCUCUAUGACUCUCCGACCAAGCCUCUGCCAUCGUCUCUCUUUCCCUCCUCUGCAGCCACACUCUCUUCUCUCUCCUCUCUUUCCUCUCUACCCUACAGCUCCUCCACCCUCUCCUCCUCCUCUCACUCCUCCUACUCCUAUCCCUCCUCUCUCUCUUCACUCUCAUCCUUCCCUACACUCUCUUCCUCUAAAGACGUCCUUAGCGGGGCACUAGGAGGAGGACUAACUACAAAGGACCCUCUUUCAGGAGCCUUAGGCAGUUCUAAAGACGUAUUAGCUGGCGCUUUGGGUGGCAGCAAAGGCCCUUCAGCUGCGACUGCCUUCUCCUCCUCUUCUAUUUUGGGAAAGUAUUCCUUUUCGGCAGCUGCCAAGCCAUCCAUUGCAGCAGCUUACCGCCCCUCCUUCCUUCCACCUCCAUCCUCUGCAACAGGCAGCCAGUCGUCCUCUUUAUCAGCAGGCUCGUUAACAGCAGCAUCGCAGUCAUUCUCGUCCUCUCUUGCAGCACCGGGGCAGCAGUCUUCCAAGGGUGCUGCAUCGAGCGACUUUGCGUCUCUUGAACAGUACAUAGAGGAGCUCACAGAGGAGAAGUUCACGCUGCAGCGGCAGUUAGAUGCAGCUCGCAUGGUGGCCGAGUCCCUGGCCAAGGAGAACUCCGCUCUUACAGACGAUUUCAACCGACAGGCGAAGGGCUUGGAGCAGAUGAGGGAGGAGAUUUCGAAACUCAAGGCGGAGGUGAAAGCGCAGAAGGUGGUGAUGGAGUCACAGGCAGUCUCAAAAGAGGCAGCCCACCAUGAGUCACUGGCAGCCAUUGAGCGAUCGCAGGCGCUGGCAGCAGAGGUGGUGGCGCUGGAGGAGCGGGUGCUGCGGCUGAGGUCGAAUGAGCUGAAACUGGAGAGACAGGCAGAGGGGUUUCAAGCAGAGGCCGAGGCACAGCGGCGUGCUGCAUCAACCUUUGAGGCAGAGAGGAAGGAGCUCCGUGCCGCUGUGGAUAAGCUAAAUGAAGAGAAACGCCAGCUCAAGGUGCAGUUGAGGAGGGCAACAGUGGGCGGCACACUCGGCGACAUGUGGCGGGGCGACAGCACGUCCACGUCUGCAACGCCAGCUGUACCGUCCGUGAGCCAAGCAACUUCAACUGAUGAGCUGGAGGCGGCCUUCCCGAGCCAAGCAGGACCGUCUGCCGAGGCUGGAGUGUCAGACUCGGCAUCUUUUGCUGCCGAGUCAGCCGCAGCUGGCUCGAGCACCGAACCAGCCUCUGGAAGCUCAGCAGGGGUAACAAGGGAAGAUGGAGGCUCGGCCAGACCUUCAGUGGAGGGUGGGGAGGCAGGAGAACAAGCGAGGAGGAGAGAUGAAGAGGGAGAGACACUAGGUGAAGCUGGAAGGAGAGCAGUGGCAGAGGUUCGGGCACUGUUCACGCGAAUGGAAAGUGACGGGCGGCAUAACUUGGAGGAAGUGGGUGAGCAGCUGGUGAAGAUGAUUACUGCUGCUGUUGGGGCGGCAGAGGAAGGUGCUGCUGCUGCAGGUGGUGGUGGGAGGAGGGGAAGAGGAGGCAGGGAUUGGAAGGCAGGCGAAGGGGAAAAUCAGGAAGAGGAGGAAGAGGAGGAGGGAGUGGUGGAUGAUUUUUUGUUGCUGCCCGCUCUGCUGCCCGGAUCGGUGGAUGUUUUGUCGGAGGAAGAGCAGAGGAGUUUGGAGAGUAUUAACGGUCUGCUGGCAGAGAUGCAAGCAGAGAGGGAGCGCAUGGCACGCACACUCAAGGAGGAGGCUGCCACGUCAGCAGAGCUGCGGGCGGCAAAUGAGGAGCUAUCUCACAAGCUGGCGAGUCAGACACAGCACAUGGAGCUGCUGGUGGCUCAAACCGUCAUGGCUGCUGCUUCCUCUGCCUCCCGCUCCGCCUCGGGAUACACGGAGUUCAAUGAUUACCUGGAUGAAGGGGACGAGGUGAGUGCCAAAGGGGACGAGGUGGCUGAGGAGGUGCUUUCAUGGCUGCUGCGGCUGUUCCCUAGUGGCAGACGCAACGGGCAGCCUGUGCAAUGA
This is a messenger RNA of Closterium sp. Naga37s-1, 6087 nucleotides long. The record is from the annotation of a GenBank genome assembly. Lineage: Eukaryota; Viridiplantae; Streptophyta; Zygnematophyceae; Desmidiales; Closteriaceae.